AUGGCAUGCAAGAAAAAGAUUCGAUCACUGAUUGAGGGAACAGAUGGAAAUUUCCAGCUCUUGUGUAACUGUGUAAGCGAAGAAAUCAACGAGAUAAAGGUAGAAGAUGCAUAUCAGUUAACAGAAGACAACACAACAGAACUGAUUCGGACUGACUUGCUUAGAAUAAAAUACCCGCUGUUUCAGUCAAACGUACCUGCUGAAUUUCCGCACAUUGUAAAUGGUACACCGAGAAUUCCUCAUAUCAUACACCAGAUAGGUGACAGCACAAAAAUAUCUGACAACUUUCUAGAGGGCAUGAGGUCAUUUGUAAAACAAAAUCCAACGUGGGUAUACAGGUUUUGGACUUAUGACUCUGGAUACAGGUUUCUAAAGAAAUAUCAUCCUUAUUUGGUAGAUAUAUAUCACAACUUUGGAGAAAAAGAUGUUAAAAAGGCUGAUCUGUUACGGUAUGCUGUGAUUUAUACAUACGGUGGCAUUUAUGCUGAUCUUGACGUAAAGAAUUUACGGUCACUUAAUAUAACAACGACCAAAUACGCCUGCAUUAUACCAACGGAACCUUUUGAACAUGCUGGUAUCAUUUAUAGAGAAAACUUUAUACUGAGCAGUUCUGUAUUGUUGUGUCGUCCAAAUCACCCGUUUUUUGAAAUGUUACUUAAGUAUUUACAGCUUGCUAACCCUAGAGGGCAUCCUGUCGCUACUACAGGACCAGUAUAUUUGACAAGAAUAUACAUGAAAUAUAAUAACUUAAGCUAUCAAGACGUCUCAAUGUCUGUAUUGAAUGACAGCAGGUCAAAUUCGCCAUAUUUCUACAAAGGAACAAUAGAUGAAGAGAGCGACGAAGGAAUAUAUAUACCCAACUCUCAAUACUUUGGAGAUAAGGUUGAACCUGAUCGGAUAAAUAAAAAAGGUGACCUAAAGGACUGUGCCAAAGAGCUACUUGUCAAUGCACCGGUACUCAAACAACGAGCAUGUAAAGAGUUUGAAAGUCGAAAAGUGUUAAGGAAAGAUAAAACGUUUACAUUUACUUUACACUACUGGUUUCAUUUGUGGUCACAAGGGAAAGAAACUUUGGACUUUAUGCAAAGAUAUGAUAUAACAGAGGUUAUUCCUAACGCUGUUCUGUUUCAAGGUUAA
Molecule: messenger RNA, 1137 nt
Organism: Mercenaria mercenaria
Lineage: Eukaryota; Metazoa; Mollusca; Bivalvia; Venerida; Veneridae
Exons: 2
Coding region: 1-1137 (378 amino acids)
Biological process (GO): mannosyl-inositol phosphorylceramide biosynthetic process
Molecular function (GO): mannosyltransferase activity
Source: RefSeq, a predicted model, not a curated record